Talpa occidentalis (Iberian mole) is the source of this 1044-nucleotide messenger RNA. It is a transcript of the gene AQP10, whose product is annotated as aquaporin 10. Gene Ontology annotation, cellular component: plasma membrane; basolateral plasma membrane. Lineage: Eukaryota; Metazoa; Chordata; Mammalia; Eulipotyphla; Talpidae. The record is from RefSeq and is a predicted model, not a curated record. Gene Ontology annotation, molecular function: water channel activity; glycerol channel activity; urea transmembrane transporter activity. Gene Ontology annotation, biological process: water transport; glycerol transmembrane transport. The coding region runs from base 66 to 950 and encodes 294 amino acids. The transcript is spliced from 6 exons.
CUGAGCUGCAGCCGUGUGCUGGUGCAGACGGAGGGAGCUGUGACUAAGGACAAGGUACCUUCACUAUGGCCUACACUCAGCUCCUGGCUGAAGUCAAGGGCUGGCUCCAGAUCCGAAGUUCCCUGGCUCGUCAGUGCCUGGCAGAAUUUCUGGCUGUAUUUGUGCUCAUGAUCAUCACCCAGGGAGCUGUGGCCCAGACAGUUACCAGUGAAGAAACCAAAGGCAACUUCUUCACCAACUUUCUGGCCGGUGCUCUGGCCGUUGUGAUAGCCAUUUAUGUGGGUGGCAAUGUUUCAGGGGCCCAUCUGAAUCCAGCCUUCUCCCUGGCCAUGUGCCUCCUGGGACGCCUCUCCUGGGCUAAGCUCCCAAUUUACUGUUUUGUGCAGCUGUUGUCUGCUUUCUGUGCUUCUGGAGCAACCUAUGCUCUCUACUAUGAUGCCCUACAGAACUAUACAGGUGGUAACCUAACAGUGACGGGCCCCAAGGAGACAGCCUCCAUCUUUGCCACCUACCCUGCCCCCUACCUGACCCUGAAAAAUGGCUUCCUGGAUCAGGUUCUGGGCACCGGGAUGCUGCUGGUGGGGAUCUUGGCAAUCCUGGACAAACGGAACAAGGGAGUGCCUGCAGGUCUGGAGCCCGUGGCAGUGGGGCUGCUGAUUCUGGCCAUUGGGCUGUCCAUGGGUGCCAACUGUGGGUACCCACUCAAUCCUGCCCGGGACUUGGGACCAAGGCUCUUCACCUAUGUGGCUGGCUGGGGUCCUGAAGUCUUCAGUGCUGGUAACGGCUGGUGGUGGGUACCUGUGGCAGCGCCUCUGGUGGGAGCCAUGCUUGGCACAGCCGCAUACCAGCUGCUGGUGGCUAUGCACCAUCCUGAGGACUCAGAGCCAACUCAGGAGAUAGAGUGUGUCCAGCAUAAGAGCUCAGAGUUGGAGACUCCUGCCUCAACUUAAAUGCAGUGUGAAAGCUAUGAUUCUGACAGCCCUCGCACCCCUCAUGGUCCCUGGACUGACAAGACGCUCUUUCUGUUUAUUAAUAUGCAAGAUC